Messenger RNA from Cyanidioschyzon merolae strain 10D, 666 nucleotides. RefSeq lists its product as hypothetical. The transcript has a single exon. Bases 1 to 666 code for a protein of 221 amino acids. NCBI's taxonomy places the organism in Eukaryota, Rhodophyta, Bangiophyceae, Cyanidiales, Cyanidiaceae. The record is from RefSeq and is a predicted model, not a curated record.
AUGGUGCGGAACUCACGAGUCACUGAUUACAGCGGUUUCGUCACAGCGUGCAGUGCGAGGCAAGCACUCGUCGGCUGGCAUAGUCCCGUGAGACUGCACCUGGGCCGGCGUUUCCGGCUGCUGAAAAGUCGCUGGACGCGGUGUUUCUGCGGGCACCUGCGCUGCCGGGCGCUCAACACGCUGUCGUGCACACAUAGGCGGCUGGCGGGUUCCGCAACCUGCGGACCGUUCGCAAAACGACCCGGAACUGUGCUGACUGCAGCGUGGUUGGCGGCUGUACCCUCAACGUCACGGGCAAUUGAGUCAGGUUCGGCUACCACGGAAUCAGUGAAGAGCGCCGCCGAGGAGAUCGGAAACACAGCAGCGCAAGCCGCUACAACAAAUAAUGUGGACUGGAGCUCGCAGCUCACGAACUGGUUGGCUGCGAUUGAUGCAGUGCUGCUGGUGAGCGCCACAAUUCUGACUAUCAUUGUGACAGUUCGCGACUGGCGCAGGCGAAGUGCUAAGAAAGAACAAGAGUCGAAAUCAAAGGAUUCAGGUGCAAGUAAAAAUGCUCGCGAAGGAGAUCGUUUGAAAGCAGCAGCGAACGCACCGCCCGGAAAACUCAACCGGUACCAACGACGCGAGUUACGGAAAAGACGGAAUCAAGACGACUCGUCGCUUUGA